Molecule: messenger RNA, 772 nt
Organism: Dreissena polymorpha
Lineage: Eukaryota; Metazoa; Mollusca; Bivalvia; Myida; Dreissenidae
Product: cytochrome P450 3A19-like
Exons: 4
Coding region: 65-520 (151 amino acids)
Molecular function (GO): heme binding; iron ion binding; steroid hydroxylase activity
Source: RefSeq, a predicted model, not a curated record
CUCUUAAGUAUAUGGACAUGGUAUUUCCGAAACACUGCGGGUUCAUUCGCCAGCUACAAGACUCAUGCGCAUGCGUGACCGCGACACUGAAAUUUCUGGAAUCAAGAUCCCAAAAGGCAUGAACUGCCAGUUUGUCACGGACAUUUUGCACUUCUUGGAUGAAUACUGGAAUGACCCGUUUACAUUCAAUCCUGAGAGGAUUGCGCCCGAGAACAAGGACAAGAUCAACGAGUAUGCCUACCUGCCGUUCGGAUUUGGGCCGCGGAACUGCGUGGGUAUGCGUCUAGCUCAGCUUGAGGUCAAGAUGACCGUCAUCAGCAUGUUGAGGCAGUACAGGAUCAACAAAGGAAGCGAGCUUAAUGUUAGUAGUGAUAUAUAUGUACACAUAAGCAUCUUGAGGAAAUACAGGAUCUACAAAGGAAGCGAGCUUAAGGUGCCAUUACCACGCAGUCCGUACGGAUUGGCGCGCCAUGGUGCCCCAGUCCAUUUGCGAUUCGAACCCCGAGGCAGUAACACAUAACAAGUACAGAAAAAAAUAAGAAAAAGAGCCUUUAUGAACAGAAUAGAACGGUUCGGCACGUUUUAAACUGAUUUAAACUACAAUAUUUCGCUACAGCAUCCGAAAGAAUAUAAUUACGACAUAAUCCACAUUAAACUUUAUUAAAGUUUAUCAACCCUUCUACAAAUACGUUUGAGCAAAAUCUGCAAUGGCGGACAGCAUUAUCAUACAUGAAAGUUUAUUCAUUGUUUGAUGUUUUGGAAUUGUAUAAUA